Rotaria sordida is the source of this 510-nucleotide messenger RNA. The record is from the annotation of a GenBank genome assembly. Lineage: Eukaryota; Metazoa; Rotifera; Eurotatoria; Philodinida; Philodinidae.
AUGAAAAAUAUUAUUGGUCAUGUUUUUUAUCAAUUAGCUAUUAUAUUUUUCAUUUUAUUUGCUGGAUCCAAAGUAUUUGAUAUUGAUGCUGAUCGUCCAGUUGAUAGUAUAGUUGAACCAUCUAAACAUUUUACAAUGAUAUUUAAUGUAUUUGUCUUAAUGACUUUAUUUAAUGAAAUAAAUUGUCGAAAAAUUCACGAUGAAAAAAAUGUUUUUCGUGGAAUAUUUACAAAUUCAACUUUUUGUGAUAUAUGGAUUGUUACAUUUAUUGUACAAAUUAUUAUUGCUCAAUAUGGUUCAUUUGUAUUUUCUUGUGUUGCAUUAACAUUGGAACAAUGGAUGUGGUGUCUUUUUUUUGGAGUUUCAGUUCUUCUAUGGCAUCAAGUGAUUAAUUUGAUUCCGGUGACACGUCAUAUACCGAAAUUGGGUGUAGAUGAUGUUGAUGAAUUAGCAUUAUCUGUUGACUUAGGUCCAGAAGAACCGUCAAGACUAGGAGCAAGUUUAACAUAA